Morchella importuna is the source of this 2664-nucleotide messenger RNA. RefSeq lists its product as uncharacterized. Gene Ontology annotation, molecular function: protein binding. The transcript is spliced from 7 exons. The record is from RefSeq and is a predicted model, not a curated record. Bases 1 to 2664 code for a protein of 887 amino acids. Gene Ontology annotation, cellular component: nucleus; cytoplasm. Lineage: Eukaryota; Fungi; Ascomycota; Pezizomycetes; Pezizales; Morchellaceae.
AUGGAAGCGGUUGGUCUUGCAGCAAGUAUCAUUGCCAUCACUCAGUUAUCCAGCAAACUGCUCUCUAUAACCUAUAAUUAUAUCAGCAACUUCCAAAAAGCACCAAGAGAUAUCAAAAACCUAGCCAGCGAGUUACACGCCCUCGUAGGGGUUCUUGACAACCUAAAGGAUUAUUUAGACGCAAAUCCUUCGUCUCCAGCUCUACAGAAGCUUGCAGGAAAUGGUGGGCCGAUCGAAGUAUUCACCGAGGAGAUGAAUGCACUCCAUCGCAAAUUCAGUGCAAUCGACUCUUCAAAGCUUACUGCGAAGCUUGGCUGGCCUCUCAAGGAUAAGGAUAUCACGCAGACACUCUCAAGUGUUGAGCGACAUAAGACGGUUUUUAUUUUUGCUAUGAAUGUAGAUCAAUUAUCAUUAUCAAAAGCGAUAGAAGUUUAUUUUAUUGAUAUUAAGAAGGCAGUUGAAUAUAUUAAUACGUGUGUUAAAGGCACAGCUCCCGCAGUGCAGGAAAUUAAGGAGGACGUUAAGAACACAGCUACUACGGUUCAGGAAAUCAAGUCUGAUGUGGGGGGUACCAAUGUAGCUAUUCAGGCCCUUCAGUCUACCCAAGACGCGGAAGCUCGUUUAAAGGUAUUGAACUGGUUAUACCCAGAGUCUUUUGAAACAAGGCACCUCGAUAUCAGCAGAAGGCGGCGGGAAAGAACCGGAGAAUGGCUUUUAAAAUCUCCCGAGUUUUGUGAAUUUGUCAGUAAUAACCAAAAUUCACCGAUACUAUGGGGCUACGGCAUUCCUGGCGCUGGCAAGACUUUUUUGAGUUCUGCGGUUAUCAAACUUACAAAGGCAGCAAAUGGGAUGUUUCUACUAGUACACUUCCAUAUUAAUCUCAUCUGUCAACAGACAACACCCAGAAAACUCAUGGCUGAGCUUGAAAGGCUUACACUCGAUGGCUCGAGAUCAAAAAACAAUCCCUUGGAUCCCACCUAUGAUAGAGCUAUAGAAUCGAUCCGUUCUCAGCCCGCAGAUUUUGAGCUGGCAAAAAGUAUCUUUACCUGGCUCGUGAAGGCUCAGAGAACUCUUACCGUCGACGAGAUUCAGAUUGCGGUAUCUAUGGAACCCGAUAUCCGUGAGCUUGAAGAAGAUGAUUUACCAAGCAAAAAGACUCUUCUUGACGCUUGCGCUGGGCUAGUGGUAAUUGAUGAGAAAAGCGGGAUAGUGCGUCUUGCGCAUUACACUGUUCAGGAAUAUCUAUUGAGAGUCCUUCUGAUUCCUGAGGAGGCCAAUCUAUAUAUUGUCACAUCUUCUAUAUCAUUUCUCAUGCUCGAUAUAUUCGGUGGUAAAGCUAACAGCUGGCCUGAAUAUGAUAUAUUUGGUCGUAAGGCUAAAAUUAAUUACUGGAAAUAUAUACCCUACGGUUCUAGGGCUGCAGUCGACAGGGAAGAUGAGAUCUCCAGUUCAGAGACUAUCUUCCAAUGGCCUGAAGAUGAUUUCCCCUUCUUAGGAUAUAUAGUCACGCAGCUACCGUUUCAUCUAAGGCAAUGUGAUGAAAACUGGACAACUGAACUCAUCCUUAAACUCUUCGAAGACCAGCAUAGGGUUGAGCUUUAUUCGCUGACAAGAAGUGUUUAUCUCCGGGACCGCACGAUAGAAGUGUAUGGUUGGCACUUCAACGGACCCGUGCCUAAGCAAUCGCAAUUGCAGUUGUUAUCCAUAAUAGGACAUUUCUCGGCGCUUCGAAUUGCCCUCGAACAAGAGGAUGAUGUCAUGAGAAGAUACGAUGGAUAUACCGCACUGCAUUUUGCAGCGAAUGAAGCACACGUUAGAGUGGCCCGACUGCUCAUCGAUCAUGGUGCAGAUGUCUCCGCGGAGGACUGGGACCAGAAAACACCGCUACAUAAGGCAGCGGAGGGGGGACACCUAGAAAUAGCCCGACUGCUCAUCGAUCAUGGUGCAGAUGUCUCCGCGGAGGACGAGGACCAGAAAACACCGCUACAUAAGGCAGCGGAGGGGGGACACCUAGAAAUAGCCCGACUGCUCAUCGAUCGUGGUGCAGAUGUCUCCGCAAAGGACGGGGACCAGGAAACACCGCUGCAUCUGGCAGCGGAGGGGGACCUAGAAAUAGCCCGACUGCUCAUCGAUCGUGGUGCAGAUGUCUCCGCGAAGGACUGGCAUCAAACAACACCGCUGCAUCUGGCAGCGGAGGGGGACCUAGAAAUAGCCCGACUGCUCAUCGAUCGUGGUGCAGAUGUCUCCGCGAAGGACUGGGACCAAAGAACACCGCUACAUGGGGCAGCGGAGGGUGGACACCUAGAAAUAGCCCGACUGCUCAUCGAUCGUGGUGCAGAUGUCUCCGCGGAGGACAGUUAUCAAAAAACACCACUAUAUAAGGCACUGGAGUGGAGCCACCUAGAAAUAUCCCGACUGCUCAUCGAUCGUGGUACAGAUGUCUCCGCGGAGGACGGGUGCCAAAGAACACCUCUAAAACUAGCCGAAAUACUUGUUCAAAAUACACAGCAUAAUCCCACCAGAAAGCGGGAACACCCAGAAGAAUCAGAGCAGUCGGAAGCUCGCAAACGGCGCACGUUGCUCGAAAACAGACCAAGCCCCGAUGGUCAGUCGAGCAAUGUACUUCCCUCGAUAGACAGCGUUAUGGAUAUGGGUUGGUGGUGA